ACUAAUGGUUGUUUUCAAAGAAAGUCAAUCUUCUUUCGUCUUCCAUAUUGGAAAAGUCUACUAGUUCGACAUUGUUUGGAUGUCAUGCAUAUUGAAAAAAAUGUGUGUGAGAGUAUUAUUGGUACCUUACUUGAUAUUCCCGGCAAAACUAAGGACGGUGUAAAUAGUCGUUUAGAUCUCGUUGAAAUGGGUAUACGACAAUCUCUGGCACCUGAGAAGAAAGGUGAACGUUUAUAUUUGCCUCCUGCUUGUUUCACUUUAUCCAAAAAAGAGAAACAAACAGUUUGCAAAUCACUUGCAAAUAUGAAAGUACCCGAUGGUUACUCGUCUAACAUCAAAAACUUGGUGAAUGAGACUGAAUUGAAACUAAUGGGUCUGAAAUCACAUGAUUGUCAUGCGUUAAUGCAACAUCUACUUCCAAUUGCCAUUAGAUCAGUCUUGCCAAAAAAUGUUCGAGAGUGUUUGACACAUGUUUGCAUUUUCUUUAAUAGGCUGUGCGGGAAGGAAUUAGAAUUGGAUAAGUUAGAUGCAUUACAUGAACAUGUAGUCAAAACAUUGUGCAACCUGGAAAAGUUUUUUCCGCCAUCUUUUUUCGACAUCAUGAUCCAUUUAAUGGUUCAUCUAGUGAGAGAAGCAAGGCUGUGUGGGCCGGUGUGGGCGAGAUGGAUGUAUCCAUUUGAAAGAAAUAUGAAGGUACUUAAAAGUUAUGUGCGUAACCACUAUCGGCCAGAAGCAUGUAUGGUUGAGUGCUACAUAUCUGAAGAGGCUGUGGAAUUUUGUUCAGAGUACAUGGCUGGAGUUGAGGCAAUAGGAAUUAGCAAACCAAGAACUGACCCAGAUGAUGUUGAUAGAGGAUUAAGGGGCAAAGGGACAAUGGUGACAGUGUCCAAGCUUGAACUAGAUCAAGCUCAAUUAGUCGUGAUGAACAAUAACGCAGAGGUUCAACCAUAUAUAACUGACCAUAUGGAGCUGUUACAAUCAAUGGUUCCAAGAAAUCAAAAAAAUAAACAAAAAUGGGUUGCAGACCAACAUCGUCAAACUUUCAUUGGGUGGUUAAGGAAUACCAUUAUAGCAAAGUUGAACGAACCGAAUCAUGGAGUAUCUGAUGUGUUGAGUCGUAUUGCCCUUGGACCAACUUUUGCGGUUGCAAAGCAUAAGGCACUAACACUUUUUUUUGGCAGGCACAUAUGGGAGAGCAUCAACGGUCUGAGAAAAAUUUUCAAGUUUUACGACCCAGAGCUUCUCACAGUGCAUGGGAUCAGCGAUGAAGAACAGAGUCAGUCUUUUGACGAUGCGGCAAGACGAUUGGCUAAUUGGUUAUCAUUAAUGAACAGCAACCACCAAAUGUUCUUUAUUCCUUGGAAUAUCGGGAUGCAUUGGACGCUAGUGGUGGUUGCGCCAAACAAAAUUAUCCAUUUAAACCCUCUAAAAGGCCGCCCAAUUCCCGAAGAAAUAGAACAAAUGAUCGGAAGGGCAUUCAUGUAUAUAGGGGACGCACAUCAGUAUCUUGGCCCGUGGCAAGGAAUUGCACAAGCAAACUGUCCAAGACAACCUAAAAGCCAAGAAUGCGGUUUUUAUGUUUUGAAAUAUAUGACUGACAUCGUCGCACGUGCCAACCCCAACCGUUACAUAGAAGAUCAAAAAGCUUUUGGGGGUAAGAAGCAAUACGAUCCAAAAACAGAAAUUUUACCACUACAGCGAAAGUGGAUCGAACAAUUGAUGGCGGUGAUUCACGGUGACGAUUGAGGCUCAAAGGUCGAAGAAUUUUUCUUCAUUAUGUAAUUUUUAUAGAUUAACUUGUAAUUAGAUUUAUUAACUUAUUAAUAUUUUUAACUAAUUUUACAUGUUUGUGUAAUAUUUAAUUAUUUUUAUGAAAUCAAAUUAUGUUUU
This is a messenger RNA of Cannabis sativa, 1890 nucleotides long. RefSeq lists its product as uncharacterized. Gene Ontology annotation, molecular function: cysteine-type peptidase activity. The transcript has 5 exons. Lineage: Eukaryota; Viridiplantae; Streptophyta; Magnoliopsida; Rosales; Cannabaceae. The record is from RefSeq and is a predicted model, not a curated record. The coding region runs from base 85 to 1746 and encodes 553 amino acids. Gene Ontology annotation, biological process: proteolysis.